Messenger RNA from Gryllus bimaculatus (two-spotted cricket), 105 nucleotides. The record is from the annotation of a GenBank genome assembly. NCBI's taxonomy places the organism in Eukaryota, Metazoa, Arthropoda, Insecta, Orthoptera, Gryllidae.
GGAGAACUAGAUCCUCUGAGUCGUCGUGUUUUGGUUGCUUCUAACGAAGAAUUUGCAAAGAAGAUCAUUCCACAUCUCAAACAGCAUUAUCCAGAACGUGAUUGA